Pistacia vera is the source of this 925-nucleotide messenger RNA. RefSeq names its product steroid 5-alpha-reductase DET2-like. Gene Ontology annotation, molecular function: oxidoreductase activity, acting on the CH-CH group of donors. Gene Ontology annotation, biological process: lipid metabolic process. The transcript is spliced from 2 exons. The record is from RefSeq and is a predicted model, not a curated record. NCBI's taxonomy places the organism in Eukaryota, Viridiplantae, Streptophyta, Magnoliopsida, Sapindales, Anacardiaceae. Bases 72 to 866 code for a protein of 264 amino acids.
UUAAAGCUUUUCCCAUAUGUAAAACAAAUUUCAUUCACUCAAAAAAAGAAAGAGAAAAUUAACGAAAAGCCAUGUUUCUGAGUUGUGUUAUUUUCCCACCACCACCUUCCAUCUUCAUGACAGCCAUGUCUGUGGUGAGUGUGGUGUCAAUGGCGAACGGAGGCUACUCUGAAACCGUGGGAAAGCAUAUGCAAUAUUCCAAGUUUUGGAACGUUAACUCUGAGAAAUCUGCGGCAAAACAGGCUAAAGUUUCGAGCAGAAACGGGAUGCUUAUGCUUUAUACGCCUGCCUUUUUUGCCGGUCUUUCUUCUUUCUGGCUCUUUCCUGAUGACGGCUUCAGGUUUCUUUUGCUUAAGUCUGCUCUCACCUUCCAUUUCUUCAAAAGAAUCUUUGAGGUAUUGUUCAUUCAUAAAUAUAGUGGCGCGAUGACUCUUGACUCUGCAAUUGUUAUCACUCUAAGCUACUUCAUAUCAACUUCAACCAUGAUCUAUAAUCAACACUUAUCACAAGGAUUACCAGAGCCAUCAAUUGAUUUGAAGUAUUUUGGGAUGAUUGUGUUCUUGUUGGGAAUAAUUGGUAACUUCUACCAUCAUUUCCUCCUCUCAAAAAUGAGAAUAGAUGGUGAAAAACAAUACAAAAUUCCCAAGGGAGGUUUAUUUGACAAAGUAGUAUGCCCACAUUAUCUAUUUGAGAUAUUAGUGUUCUGGGGAUUUGCUUUUAUUUCUCAAACUUUUUAUGCAUUCUCAUUUGCUCUAGGCACAAGUUUUUACUUGAUGGGAAGGAGCUUUGCCACUAGGAAUUGGUACCUUACCAAAUUUGAGAAUUUCCCAAAAGAUGUCAAGGCAGUCUUUCCAUAUUUGUUGUAAAAUGAAAAUUUAUUUUAUCAUGCUUCAAAGAUGAUGUAUACAUUAUUAAUUUUAACUCA